AUGUGGAACGACUUUUCCGAGUGGAUUAGAAGGGCUCAAGAUCCAAGUGCUCUAUUUUUACAAGAACUUCAAAGUGAAGACGAGGGGUCAAGCGGAAAGAGAGUCAACCCCAAGAGGAUCGAUCGUGGACUUCGACCUUUGGGCUUCAGUUCAGAGUUGAACGUCGAAAAUCAAGUGAACUACGAGGAUGGGUCAUCCUUUCACGGCGAUGUCAUUUUGGGUACCCCAUUUGGAUUGGGAACAUUCCAAAAGUCGGACGGAACUCUCUAUGAGGGUUAUUUUCACGAAGGAUGUCCCGACGGACUUGUGAAGAUCUCAAGCAAUGAGAACCAUUUCGAGGAAGCCUACUUCAAAUUAGGCCACAAUCUUGGUAUUUACCGAAGAUUAUCGAUGGACAACCGUCUAGAGUUCCGCGUGAAACAAAAACGGCACUUCUUUGAAUUGGUCCGAUUUGAAGGAGGCGGGAUUUUGAUGGGACCUACUGCGUCAAACCGGUCUAGAAUAUUCAUUUACCCAGAUCAGAGAACUGCCAUCGUUGGCCAAUUCGACGACAAACAUCGGGUCAUCAAAGGCUAUUAUGGACACGUUGAUGGUUUUCGUAGAAGUGAGAAUGGCCUUUUUUGGCCAGAAAUUCGAGACCUGAAAACCUUGACAGUUGGGUUCGAAAGGCCAAAUACUUUUUCUUUGGGUACUAACCUCUUGGAACGAGACUUGUAUGAGAAGAAAACUUGUCAAGUGGGCUUAUCAAAGACCCAAGACAACGCUGGAGAAGGCUUGUUUGCCUUAAGAGACUUGAGACAGGGCGAUUUAAUUGCCUUUUUCAACGGCGUUCGUAAAAGGCGCGUAAUUCGAGCGAUGCCCAGUUCGGCCAACUCCGAAGAUUGGUCCGACUAUUCGAUCACGCUCAGCAGAGACAUUAGCCUGGACAUUCCAGAGCCCAUGAGAUCCAUACACAAGUACCAAGCCACGCUCGCUCAUAAGGCAUGUCAUUCGUUUGAGCCCAAUUCAGCUUUUCGUCGCUUUUUUCAUCCACGAUUUGGUUUGAUCAUGUGCAUUAUCGCAAUCGAACACAUUCAGAAAGAGCAGGAAAUAUUGGUCCACUAUAGGUAUCCCAUUAAGAGUGCUCCCUCGUGGUACCAGAGUCAGUGGUAUAGAUAUCUUCGCUAUAAUAGGGGAUGGGAACCAGAGUUUAUUGACCAGUUUGGUUUUGUCGCACAUGACGUACAAGAAACUCUGGAAUCUCUUUCCACUCGUAUCCAAAGUCCCCCAUCACCCGUUUUUAAAUAACGGUAAGUACUGUGAGACUGCAUAGAUUUUGUUCUCGUGCUUUUAAAAUUGUGCAAAUAAGGCUCCGAGUCUGAGAAUUCAUUGUCAUUGUCAUUCUUACUUGAAACGAAAUAAAAGAAGGCCCAAUA
Messenger RNA from Tigriopus californicus, 1415 nucleotides. Its product is annotated as histone-lysine N-methyltransferase SETD7-like. The coding region runs from base 1 to 1287 and encodes 428 amino acids. The transcript has a single exon. The record is from RefSeq and is a predicted model, not a curated record. Lineage: Eukaryota; Metazoa; Arthropoda; Copepoda; Harpacticoida; Harpacticidae. Gene Ontology annotation, molecular function: protein binding.